Molecule: messenger RNA, 2149 nt
Organism: Calypte anna (Anna's hummingbird)
Lineage: Eukaryota; Metazoa; Chordata; Aves; Apodiformes; Trochilidae
Product: zinc finger protein 436-like
Exons: 5
Coding region: 74-2149 (691 amino acids)
Biological process (GO): negative regulation of transcription by RNA polymerase II; regulation of immune system process; regulation of cytokine production
Source: RefSeq, a predicted model, not a curated record
GGCCCCUUCAGUCCUCACUCGCUCCCCCCAGUCCCCUCCCCUCAGCUCCGAAUUCCAAGUUUUUAACCCCAAAAUGCUCCCCCCGUCAAUCUCAUCACCUCUAAACCUCCGGCUCCGUCGCUUCUCCCGGCUUGGCAACCGAGGAGCUCCGCGGCUCUCCCUGAGGGGGGGUUUUGGGGGGCACAUGGAGCCCUACGUGGCGCUGGACCCGCGGCAGCGAGCGCUCUACCGCGACGUGAUGCAGGAGAGCUACGAGGCACUGAUGGCCCUGGAAUUCCCCGUUUCUAAGCCCGAUCUGGACCAACCCACAGCCCUGGAUCUUCACGUGCCCGGGGACAACGCGGCCACCGACGACGGAGCAGGAGCAGAGCAGGAACCUCCUGGAGAAGCCGCCGUGAAAGAGCCCGAAGCGGUGAAACCCUCAGGUGAGGAGAAUCCUUUGAGCCCCACGGAGCUGAGGGUUGGCAGGAACGGAGGAGAAGGGGCCACGACCCCCACCCAACCCCCCAACACCUGCGGCGAGUGCGGGAAGAGCUUCAGCCACAAAUCAGCCCUGGUCAAACACCAGAAAAUCCACAGCGGCGACCGCCCCUACCGCUGCCCCGACUGCGGCAAAACCUUCAUCCAACGUUCUGACCUCACCAUCCACCACCGGGUCCACACCGGGGAGCGUCCCUACGCCUGCCCCGACUGCGGCCGCCGCUUCAGCGUCAGCUCCUCCCUCCUCACCCACCAACGGACCCACGGCCCCGCCGGCACGCGGCCCAACCGCUGCCCUCAGUGCGGCCGCGGCUUCGCCGAUCCCGAAGCUUUGGACCGGCACCGGAAGAGCACUCGGGUGGAAAAACCCUUUGAGUGUGGGGUCUGUGGGAAAGCUUUCUCCUGGAAACUCCCACCUGGAACGCCACCGACGCUCCACACCGGGGAGAAACCCUUCCGCUGGCGCCCGCUGCGACAGACCCUCAACAGUUUCCAGCACAAAAGGGACCCAAACUCCCCCGCUUGGCACCGAGCCCGCCGGCAGCCCGUCCCCGCCCGCCAUCUUCCCGCUGCGAGCAACGCGGGGAAUCUCUUGGCCAAAGCUCCGACCUCCUCCAACACCAAACACCUCCACGCCGGCGAGCGGCCCUAUGCCUGCCCGGCCCUGCCACCGUUGCUUCCGUUGGGGUUCAGCCUGGCCAAGCACCAACGCGCCCACUCCCGGCAGCGAAACGCCAAAACGGCGCCGACCUCCACCCAAAAUGGCAGCGUCGGCGUCGCCAAACCUUACCCGUGCGGGGCGUGCGGGAAGAGCUUCGGUUGGAUCUCCCACUUGGAACGGCACCGCCGCAUCCACACCGGGGAGAAACCCUUUGGCUGUGGGGACUGUGGGAAGAGCUUCGCCGUCAGCUCCCACCUGGAGCGGCACCGCCGCGUCCACACCGGCGAGAAACCCUUCGGCUGCGGGGACUGUGGCAAAACCUUCGCCGUCGGCUCCACGUUGCGCGCCCACCGCCGGACCCACGGCCUCCACCCCGCCCGGCCACACCUCUGCCCCGACUGCGGGAAGGGUUUCAGCUCCCCCACCAGCCUGGAAGGGCACCGGAGGCUCCACCGCGGGGAGAAACCUUUCCAGUGUGGCCUCUGUGGAAAAGGCUUCGCCUGGAGCUCCCACUACGACCGGCACCGCCUCAGCCACACCGGGGAAAAACCUUUCCCCUGCGCCCACUGCGGGAAACGCUUCGGACGCAGCUCCCACCGCAACCGCCACCAACGCGCCCACUCCCCAGGAGAAGCAGGAGGAGGAGGAGGAGGAGGAGGAGAGGGAGGAAGGCCAGAAAAACCUCCCCAACGUGGCAAAACCCUCGGUGCCGCCAUGGCCGCUCCCCGGCGGCUCCGUGGUCCCAUCCCUUGGUUGCCCACGGUUUGGUGGGAGGGUGAGGGGACGCCCGCCACCUCCCAACGUUGGCCUGAAGCCCCCAGCUCUGGUUCUCAGCCUCUGCCUUCCUCCUCUUCCUCCUCUUCAUCCUUCUCCAUCGCCCCCCGGGAUUGGCCCAAAGCUCUGUUGCCCCCUGCCAUGAGGUGGAGGCCUGGGGAGGGGGGGACCCAACCCAGCGAUGCCGCUGCCCCCCAAGAGUCUUGGGCUUCCCUCCCACCCCCCAACUCCUGA